Molecule: messenger RNA, 1832 nt
Organism: Triticum dicoccoides
Lineage: Eukaryota; Viridiplantae; Streptophyta; Magnoliopsida; Poales; Poaceae
Product: ankyrin-1-like
Exons: 11
Coding region: 68-1501 (477 amino acids)
Molecular function (GO): protein binding
Source: RefSeq, a predicted model, not a curated record
AAAAACCCCACUGCCAUCUUCUUCUGGAAGCCUCCCCUGCGACUGCGAGAGCGACCCCCGCCGGCCCAUGGCGCCGCCGUUCGUCUACGCCCCGAGCUCCGGCGCCGGCACAUGCCAGGACGCCGCCAUCAAGGCGGCCUUCGACGGCGACCUCCGGCGCCUCAGAGGUAUUGUAAAGAGCCUCGACGACCCAAGGGUGAUCUUCUCUUUCGACAUGGGUGGUGGCAUUGGUGUGCUGCACAUCGCAGCCGUCGGAGGGCAUCUUGAGGUUUGCAAAUACUUGGUGGAGGAACUCGGGGGAGAUGUGAAUGCUCCUGCUCCUGGAAUAGGAGACUUUGCAGGUGUGACACCCUUUAUGUCAUCUGCUCAGUCUGGCGAUGUUUCUACUGUGAAGUAUUUGCUUGAUCAUGGCGGUGAUCUAACAAAGUCAGAUGCUAAAGGACGCACAGUUCUCCACCAUGCAGCAUGCAUAGGAAGCUGUACGGUCACCGAGUUCCUACUUUCAAAAGGAGUACCUGUUGACAUAGACUGUGGCCGUGGUACACCACUCCAUCAAGCUGCUACUAAUGAACAAGACAAAACAGUGAAGAUUUUGUUGGAACACCAUGCAGAUCCUAACGCCACUGUUGUCGGAAUUGGUACUGCCCUGAUGGGUGCCCUUCUUUACCGUUCUUUGAAGUGCAUGAAGCUGCUGAUCAAGGCCAGUAUUCUGUUUUCUAUAUCCGUUCAUCGCUAUGUUCUACCAUCUCAGCCAUGCUUUUGUGUCAAUCUACAUGGAGAGGGAGCCGUGACACGUUCUAUUCCACAAUCCUUUUUACAGGGUGGUGCUGAUGUCAAUCGAGGGAGCUCCCUUCCGAUGACUCCCUUAGUGUUCACUACAGGGUGGGGAGGCUAUACAAACUUUGUGAAGUUUCUGUUAAAGGCAGGAGCGGAUCCUAAUAUUCCUGAUGCUUAUGGUAACUUACCAAUAGAGCUUGCUGCUAUACGUGACUGCAUGGAAGAAGUUGAAAUGUUGUUUCCUUUGACUUCCCCAAUACCAACUAUCCCAAACUGGAGUAUAGAUGGAAUCAUCUCGCAUGCAAAAUUUGAAAGUGCAAAGCCACUGGAUGGAAGGCAGCUUGAACAAACAAAAGCUACACUCAAGGCACAUGCAGAUCAUUUAUUCAGGCUGAAGGACUACAAGGUGGCAUCAAAAGCAUAUGGUGUGGCAAUAGAUGUCGCGCCGAGUGCAACAUUGUACGCGAACAGGAGUCUUUGCAAACUGCUGCUGGAUGAUGGUGAAGGUGCUCUGUCAGAUGCUCUCAGAUGCAGAAUGCUGCGACCUAACUGGGUGAAAGCUUGCUACCGUCAGGCUGCAGCCCACAUGCUACUCAAAGAGUAUAAACAAGCUUGUGAUGCUCUCCUGGACGCUCAAAAGUUGGAUCCUGGAAACGUAGAGGUCGAGAGAGAGCUACGGAAGGCCAGGGAAUUAAUGAAAGCUCAUGGUGAGGCUGACAAGUGAAGCAUGCUUUGUUAGGGAAAUGCUCUUUUGGCUUGGAUUGGAGUAGUUGAUCAACUGAAUGUGAUGGUACUCAUGUGACCAGAAGGCUGGUGGUACCCAACUUAAAAGUCUAACUCUAGAGUCGUUCAAUUUCUAUAGUCUUCCUACUGCCACUUGUUGACUGCAUGCUGAGAGGAUUUGGUGUGAAAAUGCGCUGUAAAACUUGUUUGACUCGCAUCACAAGUUUUAUUACCAGAUCUAGCACAAAUACCCUAUCUCUGUUGAAUAUUUGCUGAGUUUUCAGACAUCAGUAGAGAAGAAAAAGUGAAGCAGUACUACCCUCUCAUUUGCA